AUGGAUUCUGCAGACACUCAAUACCUCUACCGAGAGACUCGUCUCAAUCUCGAACCGUCCUCCGCCUCGUCGAUUGUCAACAUCCGUGUCCCCUCAUUGACGUCGAAUGGCAGGGCCACCGCCCGCAGACUCGCCAACGGGAACGACGAUAAGAACGUCAGCGAGGACGAGGUUGCCUUCAGACUUAAGAAUCUAGCGCCGGCAUCUUCGGUCUACCACAGAAAAUGGCACGAUGCACCGCGUAGCUUCCUUUGGAGGCUGCUGGAGGAUGGCUUGGUAUUGAGCCUCCGCGUUGUCGACACCUGUCGCCAGGAGAAGGCAUCUGAUGCACCUUUGGUACUAAACUUUAGAUUUUCGGUUCCGAUUCAGCCCUCAUGCAUCGCCUUCUCUGAUCCUCGGGAGCACGAUGCGCUUUCCAUGUUCGUUCUCGACGAGUCCAACUAUCUCUAUACCUUCACGCUGCGACCGGACUUCUUUAGAAAGCGCUCCGCGAUCGAAGCCGGACCAGGCGAUGCUUGCAAGGUCUACCAGCCAAAAGUUUUCGGCCUCAAGCACCCACACCGCAUGGUCGCGGCGAGCACCGACCAGGUUGUUAUUUCGCUCCACGAUGGUGGCCUGGUGAGGUUAGAUCGGAACAGGGCUCACGACUCCUCCAGCAACCCCUGGAAAGAGACAAUUUACAACUCGCAAGGUUGGGCACAGGGAAUCCGCAGUUUCCUUCCUUUUAAGCAAAACCACUCUAUUCGGUAUCGUAACAUUUCAAUGGAUGCGAGCGCAGCGACAUCGAUACAGGUGACGGAUUUAGGCUUGGAUGAGGCUGCCUUCCUCUUCACUGUUUGUCUCGAUCACCGUAUGCGCAUCUGGAACCUACGCACCGGUCAAAUCCUCUUUACUGGCGACAUCUUGAAUUCCGACCGUAACCCUCAAGAGAUGGGUAAAUGGCAGAUUGAACCUGCUCAAUCGAACCUAUUGCAGCUUGUUGGUGAAGGUGCUGGAAAGAGGAUGUGUGCCACUUACUCGCCAAUCGGUGCCGGAGAGUUUAAGUUCUGGAACAUCAAAGCUCACGACAACGAAACCAUCUAUGUCGAAGAUGCUUUCCCCGACACACACCUUGUCCCGUCCUCACCGUCCUUGUCAGACGUUUGGACUCUGGCUGAUUUCGUUUUGUCUAGCCCCUCGGAUGGUGGUGUGCAGUUGUGGACACUGUGGAAGAACAACAUGACUUACCGAGUCCAAGAACUCGAACUUGACAUGGAUAAUGUUGCUGGGUCAUGGGAGAAUGAGUGGAAUUCUGUUCAUAUUGAUACGUCUUAUCCUACAGCACAAAUAUCUGGCCCCUCCGACCCAACAGAUACGACCGAGAAAUGGUUGGAGUUGAUCCUGGCACCUGGCCGCUUCACAAAAUCUACACUUGAGACGGCUCUCUCUAUCUACGAGAAAGGACUGGGUACUCCAAAAGAUGGCGGCUCAAAGGGCCAGAAGGGUCUGGCGGAAUCUAUCUGCUCUGUUCUUGCCUCGACGGCAUCCCUAGACCGCAACUCUACAGGAAGCAUGGAUUAUGAGCAAUUCCGUGCCAGCAGUGAGAUUCAGUGGCGGAGAUUCUAUCGUCUGCUUAUUGAACUGGAUAAACAGCGUGGUGAGGCCGUUGCUCUAAUUCUGGACUCAGAUGCGGAGAUGACUUGGGUGGUCUGCGCGGAUGCUGUUUCCGCCAUUCGAGAAUGUAGUCAACUUGAACGGCUGUACUACAACCUCUCGCGACCGGAUGAGGGAUCCGAGAAAACUGCAACACUUGUUUCUACGGGAAUCAACUUUGUUGACGCGAUCUCUGAUGGCAUCUUGCAGGUCUGUAACGCUGCCCUGCGGCCCGAAAUUUUUGAAGAAACGCCAAGGACAGAUUACGAACGAAUUCAGUACAUGUUCGACACUACCGCCAUGUGGCGUAGUGUCAGCGAAGAAGAUUGCGCUCAGGUCAUUGAGAGCCUCGGACAGAGCUACAAUGGCGUGACGAUGGACUUGUACGAUAGUCUUGCUGCCUUGGUCGCUGCUAGCGCAGACUCUGGAAGCCGUAAAGCUCGGCUGCCCCUGACUGACUUCGGAAGAAAAUUGGUCGCGAAAACUGUCCAGGAAACAAUCGAGCUUCAGUGGAAGGUUGUCUUCAGUCAGCUCCUGCUGUUGGUCCAUAUGGAGUUUGACUGGGAGCAAGAGGAAGAUAUGCUUUCCAAACGGUUUGACAUUGGCGCUGUAUUCCGGCAAUUCCUUGAGUCACUUCGCAGAAUAGAGCUGCUUCGGUGGCUUUCUAAGACUGAGAUCACAGUUCCUGUUGGGAACAAGCACGAGCGCAAUGGAUCCUUCUCUGGCUCGCCGAACUCGUUGAAGCGAACCGGAGAGGAGACCCAAACUAUUACUGCCUUGGAGGGUAACGUAGGACAUCUCCUUGGCUUCGUCGACAGCAGGGACGAGCCUUUGGCCGCUAGCAUCACGAGCAUUGUCACUGAUCUCUGCGCCCCAAAUAGUGACAUUGAAGUGUCACCUACCCUUAUCCAAUGCUCUCUGAUCAGGAGAGAACGAGCCGACCUGGCUCUGGAGCUCACCCCGUUCUGCAGUCAAACACCGUUCGCCAUCUACAUCCAGGGCCGUGUCUUCCUUGCUCUAAAGGACUUUGCUUCGGCUGCAAUUCACUUCCGCAAAGCGGCGAUUGGCAUGAGUGUCCGUGAUGUGGACGUUGACCGCCACAGCAGCGGCCUCCUUGACGAUACGGAGUGGAAUCUGCUCAACAAAGGUCCGGCCCGCUACCAUUGCCACAUUGUGGCUCUGUUCGAGAAAGCCAAGGCAUACUCCUACGUGAUUGAAUUCGCCGGCUUGGCCAUCCAAUACUCCCACGCAAGCUCUGAGGCUGCUCUGGUGAGGAGCGAGAUGCUCAGUCGCCAAUUCAACGCAGCCACAGUCCUUUCGCGUUUUGAUGUUGCCCAUGCAAGCCUGCUAGCCAUGAAGGACAAGGCGAUGCAGCAUUCGUCUCUGCGCAAGCUAGUAGACAAGAUGUGCGAGACUUACCACAACAGCGAGCUCAUGUCACUUCCCUUCCCCGGGCUGCAAGACUCUAUUGAUGAGAUCCUGGCCCAGAGAUGCAAGUCAACGAUGGAUGUCCUCAAUGGCAUUCCUUACCACCAAAUACUCUACUCUUGGAGAAUCAAGCAUAGCGACUACCGUGGUGCCGCCACAAUUCUUCUCGAUCGUAUUCACAAGCUGCGAUAUGCUGGGGAAGGUGACAAGCUCAUCGGCGAGGAUGUUUUGGACACGCCAAUCACGAAGCAAUAUCUACUGCUUAUCAACGCUCUAAGCUGCGUCGAUCCUAAGCAGGCUUGGAUCUUUUCGGAGGAGCUGCGUCCUCCCAACUUGAGGGAUACGAACUGCCAAGGGAAGCGCAAGGUCGUCACCUUGUCAGACCUGCGCAAGCAGUACCAAGACGAGCUAGACAGAAUCGCCGCCAUCCAGAACAAUCAGUUUGGAUUCGAGGCGGACGACGGUAUGGACAUUUUGUAA
Colletotrichum truncatum is the source of this 3540-nucleotide messenger RNA. RefSeq names its product DNA repair protein rad51. NCBI's taxonomy places the organism in Eukaryota, Fungi, Ascomycota, Sordariomycetes, Glomerellales, Glomerellaceae. Gene Ontology annotation, cellular component: nuclear pore. Gene Ontology annotation, molecular function: structural constituent of nuclear pore; protein binding. The record is from RefSeq and is a predicted model, not a curated record.